This is a messenger RNA of Brassica napus (rape), 2208 nucleotides long. Its product is annotated as protein misato homolog 1. Bases 156 to 1802 code for a protein of 548 amino acids. The record is from RefSeq and is a predicted model, not a curated record. Lineage: Eukaryota; Viridiplantae; Streptophyta; Magnoliopsida; Brassicales; Brassicaceae. Gene Ontology annotation, cellular component: cytoplasm. The transcript has 5 exons.
GGAUUUGGGCCUUUUGGGCCUCAUCUUCACCUUCACUUCUGUGUGUGUGUGUGCAUUUAACAAGCCCUCGUCGAAUCAUAGGGUUUAAGCAAUCAAUCACAGGAGCUCGCUCUAUGCUGUGAGCUAAAAACUUGUCUUUUGUUAAGGAGAGCAGAAUGAGAGAAAUAGUGACGAUUCAAGUUGGAGAGUUGGCGAACUUCGUCGGUUCUCAUUUCUGGAACUUCCAGGAUGAACUGCUCGGGUUGGCGAGUGACCCAGAAAGCGAUCCAAUUUUUCGAAACAAUAAUCUCAACAUGGACGUCCUCUACCGCUCCGGUGAGACCCAGCAGGGGGUUUCUACAUACACUCCUCGUCUGCUUUCAAUCAACUUCAAAGGGUCACUAGGCUCCAUGAGCUCACACGGUACCCUCUACAACCAAGGCUCUUCAUCAAGAUCUGAUUCCUCUAAAACCUGGUUUGGAGAUGUUGAUACUCAGAGAUCUGAACCUCGAAAAAGAAACUUAUUUCAACAAACUUUGUACGAGGAAGAAGCUCAAGCAGAGAUUGAAGACAAAGACAUUGUUGGAUCCUUGGAAGAAACCGUUGAAUGUUGGACAGACUUCUCCAAAUCCCACUACCACCCUCAGACCCUAUACGAGCUAAACGGCUUAUGGAUGGACUCUCAGGACUUCAACAACUACGGAGCCGGCAAAGACCUUUUCUCCGAGGCCUCACGUGGAGAGGAGAUAUGCGAUAAACUCCGCUUCUUCGUGGAAGAGUGUGAUCACAUCCAGGGCGUUAACUUCCUCGUGGACGACUCCGGAGGCUUCUCUCCUCUCGCAGGUGACUUCCUGGAGACGAUGGCUGAUGACUACACCAACGUUCCUGUCCUGCUUUACUCCCUGAGGAGUCCAGUGGCUCAGAAGAAGACGGUUAUAAACAAGCUUCACGACGCUGUAUCGUUCUCAAGACUCUCUUCCUUCUGUAAACUCUUCACUCCCAUUGGUUUACCUUCCUUGAGAGGGAUGAAGUAUCUUAAUCUUGGAGAUGAGAAGCCUUAUCGAAGCAGCGCAGUGUACGCGGCUGCUCUGCAUUCAAGCACACUCCCUUUCAGAAUGCAGCAUACAAGCUCAGAUUCAACUCAAGAGUCUAACGCUAUGGAUGUUAAUACACUCGUGCAGCUUUUAACUAACCGUGGUAGACAGAACAUAGUGGCGAUUCUUGAUUCCGCAAUGCCAGCUCCUACAUUAGCAGCUAAGCAAUUAGAGAAGACCCUUUUAACGAAUCUGCAAGCUCUAACCCCUGAAGUGGCUGAAGAUGUAGAAGACAAUCAAUCAGUUGAGUCGAUGUGUAUACUUGGAGCUCUUAGAUCAGAAGAUCAAGAAGCAACUGUUUCGGAAGUGAGGAAUGCUGUUGAUGCAUCUUAUGAUGAACAGAGUAGACCGUUGUUUUGCAAUCUCUCUGUCUCGCGUGUUCCUCUCCCUGUGCCGUUACCGUUUCCUUCUAUAUUUGGGAACCUUGUUGGGAGGAGAGGCGAGAUCCUGAGCUCUCCGGCGUCGGAUUUGAUGUGUAGAGGGUCGCUGGAUGUUCACUCGGUGCCAGUAGCAACGAGAUGGAGAUCUUCGAGCGCGGUUUUGCCGUUCUUGGAGAGUAGGAUGGUGAAUUUGGAGAAGCUUGGGAUACAAUGGGGAGCUGUGGGGUCAGAUGUGGUGAGGACGUGGGGGUUUGGGAGAGAAGAGUUGCAGGAGAUGAGGGAGAAUCUGGCAAAAAUGGUGUCUGAGCUUAGUCCUCAUCAGUUCUUGGAAUCUUCGGAUUCAGAUUAGAGUUUUUUUUUUUUUUUUUUUAAGUUAUGUGUUUAAAACGAAACUGUUGUAAACAUCUCUUCUCUGUUGUUUCCUUUGAACGGACUACCUGCCGUUUUUUGUUUUAAGAAGUGUGUAAUACAUGACGUGUUGUUAAGAACAAUGUGGAUUGCUAGUAACCAUAUCAAGGAAGAACGGACCGCGUCCAGCCCAUGUCCAAGACCGCGUCCAAGAAGGAGAGAGAGGCGGCCAAAGAUUAGGCCGACUAUAGAUUAGAAUGUUUCCUUUUCACUUCAUGUUUAUCUUUAAUUAGUUUUCCUUUUUCCUUUAGGAUAAAGAUUUGUACUCUUUCCUUUUAUCCUUAUCUUGUAAUCCCUAUAUAAGGGAACACUUUGAUUAAGUAAUAAUACACACACGAUUUCCCCUA